Molecule: messenger RNA, 7108 nt
Organism: Capsaspora owczarzaki ATCC 30864
Lineage: Eukaryota; Filasterea; Ministeriida; Capsasporidae
Exons: 1
Coding region: 18-6968 (2316 amino acids)
Biological process (GO): tRNA methylation
Cellular component (GO): cytosol
Source: RefSeq, a predicted model, not a curated record
AUUCGCUUUUCGCCUGGAUGCUGAAUCCAACCAGCGGACAUGCAUGGACGCACGCGCGAGACGCCUUCCGCUCGCUGCUCGCACUGCACCCGCUCGAAUUGCCACACGAUGCUCGGCUCGGACUGCAGCGCUUUCUAGCACUCGAUCAAGCAUCAUCAUCCACGCUGACGGCGAUCAGCGAGCUCGAAACCGCGCUGAAACACAUUGCCGCUCACUCUGCUCCUCAUGGUGCGAAUGCGAGUGCGGUUGCGCUGGCGACGGCGUUGAUGCUGCUGCCAAGCUGCACAGCCAGCAGCACAGCCGGCACGGUCGACCCAGAGCGCGUCGGGUGGAUGCGAACAGCCGCAGAGUCGCACAUGUUGCGCCCACUGCUCUCAUCCCAAGCCAAACCACCUGUGUCAUCGUCGUCAUCAUCAUCAUCAUCAUCAUCGAACAUCAGUCAGGAUGCCAUCGCAAGCACUCAGGCUGCUGCGACUGCAAUCACACAGAAGACCGGCGCCAAGAAUGCCGCCAAACCACCCAAACCAGCGGCUGCUGGGGCAUCUCCCGAGCUGGCUCGAGCAUUCCUCGAAACUGCAUUGAGCGUUAUUGAAAACCAUCUGGCACACGACUCAAGCACCUUGUGCUCGCACACUCUGGAGACGCUCAGCUUGUGGUCGUCGCUGGUGGAUCGCCACGCAUCGACCAUCGCCGCUGCCUGCACAGUGAGCAGUGGCGUACCGGCAUUGUACACUCGCAUUUUAGCCACGUCUGCCGCGACGCUGCGGUACCUCUUGGAGGGUUUGAAAUCGGCGAGUCUGCGAAUCCGAGAGUUGCUGCAGUCGAGUCUCAACCACCACCACCACCAGCAGCCUGAAGCCGCUCGCACACCAGUGGCCAACCUCAAGCACCUCAGCGAAGCCUUGCAUUCGUCACUCAAGACGACAUUGCAGCUGAUUGCUCUUGGUGGUGGCGCAUUCCGCAACGCUGCGCCGCUCGCCAGUCUCGAAGAGCUUGCCCGCGCGCUUUUGCUGCUUGUCGCAUCGCCGCUCAUAACACGCGAGCCCCAGCAGUUUGCCCUGACUGCAUGGCUGCAUUUGCUGAGCUCAGCCCAAAACCCCGAUCGUGCCGACCAUGGUGACCAGACAGCGAUCUGGGUGCGGACAUUCUCUUCCCUGCUCGCGCCCUGGGCGGAUCAGCCACUCACCGACCCAUCUCCAACCACCCCCGAAGCCGCUCUGGCGACCCCUUUCACUGCCCCUUGCUUUGAGGCUCACUGUUCGCCGUCGUCUCCUGCGGCAGCCAUCACACUUGUGCGGGCAUUGCUGGUGGCCUGCCCCUCGCGCAUCCUGCUCGCCAGGGCAGUCCCGCAACAAGCCAAUUGCCUCAUUGUUCAAAUUCUCCAGGUCAUUUCGUGCUGCCUGACGCUCGGCUCGAGUGCCACCGCUGCCGUUCGCCACAGUGCCCUCCAAACCUUCCGCCUCUGGAUUGAAACGCUCGUCGGCCUCUUCUCGGAAGCCGAUCAGCGGGCGCCUUCUUUGGACCGCAGCGAGCACGUCCCUGUUGAACAUGCGUCCUUGGCGUCCUUGGCGGCGAGCCUUCUCGAGGAGCAACGUGCAGCGCUUGUCACACGUGCCUUGUGGUCGCUUCCAGACUCUGUCACCUCUGAUGCGGCUCAAGCCCUUCGUGCAUACUUUUCCCUGAUACCGCGUCUCACGCGCUUUGCUGGAUGGCCAGUGGAGCAUUCGUGGCGACAAAUCCCUGCAUUUUCGCUCUGCUUUACUCGGAUUUGCCAAGCACCCACACUGUCUCGCCAUCGCUAUGCAUUCCUGGCGGCGUUGGCGCCCUACAUUGUCGUUCAUGAGCUCUUGUCGGCGGUACCCAGCUUUCCAUGGCAGCUCGUUUGUGCCCUGGCCUACGAACAUUGCUGGUCGGUCGUCACGGAUGCAUACUCUGCUCUCUUGACAUCCACACGCGCGGCUGCCUUGCUCACUGCGGACAUUGGAGGACUGUCAAACCACUGGGCCGAUGUAUGGCUGCCCGCGUUUGCCGCUGGCUUGAAUCUGCACCGGCGAGCCGAUAUUUCGCAGCACAUUGCCACGGUUUGGGUCCCCGUCACGCUUCUGGCGAUGCCGGAGGCGCUCGAGCCCCUCUGCCUGCACUUGCUUUCCGCGCAUCAAUCAACGCUCAGUAACCUGUCGGUGACUGUUCGCAGCCCCAGCCCAACGUCGCUCGCCAGCUCGCUCGCAGCCCUAAACCACGAUGCCGUGCUCGAUCUGGAUCUGCUUCCUGCAUGGAAUGGAACGUCCUCUGACAUGCAAGGCAUGGAUUUGGCCGCAGCUUCCUCACUGGCACAGUCAGCCAAGCCCGACUUUGCGCCUGCGCCCCUGGAAAGCCAUCAGCAGCGAGCCGCUCGCGUGAUUAUGCUUGCGCUGCUCACUUGCGCCUCUUCCCUUCGCGCCAGCAAGAUUUUGUGCUUGGCCGACUUUCCGGGCCUGUCUCAUUCGCCAGCUGCUGCGACUACGACCACUUCUUUGGCCGGCAACUCCAUCCUAUCUCAGACUCUUGCCCAGCGUGUGGCGAGCCUGUUCACGCUUGAUUUUAUUGCCAGUGCUGCCACAAGUGGUGAUCCUCUGGUGCAGGCCGCAACACUGACCUUUCUCGCUCCCGUGAAGGCGACCGAACCCUUGACCGUCCCUCUCCUGCAACUUUUCAGCACCGCCAUGCACGCGUGUCUGAACACGUCCUUCCCGCCGCUGCGCUUUGCCCUCAUUGGCAGUGCCCGUCGCAUCUUCACCCUGGUUCGCGCGGCUGCGACCAUCACCUUGCGAACCGUCACACACGAGUGGGGGGUCUUGAACAAGAAACAGGCAAACGUGUCGCUGGAAAGUAUCCUGGAGCGACACCAGUCGCAGGUCGAAAUGUUGCGCGCCGGAAAUGCAUUUUUCGCGGAAACCCUUGACGUCUUGCUUGAAGGAAUUGUUCCUGGAUCCACCUUCCAGCGAACCACCAUUGCUCUUUCGCUUCUCGCAGGCCUCGUGGAUGUGUUGUUUGAAGGCAUCGAGUCCGGGCCUACUACCAAUCAUGCGGCCCUCGAUUGCUGGCCGCAACCGAUGCUCGCCAAGAUGCACAUUCCUGCAGAAGCAGACGCUCAGCUGCUUCGUCAUCAGCUCUGGGUCCCGGUUGAGCCGCACUCUUCGCGCGUUGUCGCCACUCUCCUCCAGCACUUGGCGUACGACACGUUUGAAGUCAACCGCGCGCUUUCGCGGAAUAUGCUGAAUGGCCACCUGCGUGCCGGCCAUCUGCUUGCAGCGCUGCCUGCAGCUUCGCUCGCCUCGACCUCGGACGCUGAUGUCCACCGUUCUGCCUCUGAAGCUACGUUCAGCUCCCGCUCGACCUCGUCCUCGACAAGCUCGGAAUUCUCUCCCUCCGUCCUGUCGGGUCUCGAGCAGGCCUGCUCGUUGCGCGCGGCUACCAGCGAUUCUGGAGUGCAACGCGUUGCUACUCUAUUCAAGCUCCAACAUGGCGCGUCUGUGGAGGACUCGCGGCAAUUCCUCGCUCGGCUUGUGGCGAUGGGCGCAGCACAGGUCGAUGCACUUCGAAGUGAUUCGCAUGCGACCUGCAGUAGCACAUCGCCGCACGGUGUCCUUGCUUGUUUGCAUGCAUGUCUGCAGCACGUGGCGUGGGGCCGCGUCUUUGGCUCCGAUGCCUGCGAGCAAACGCGCUGGAGCGAGUGGCUUGCUGCGUUGCUCUCCGUGGUCGAACAGAUGGUUCCCGCGGCGCUCGACUCACUUGCCAUUAAUGAUGCCAUCACUGCUACUAUGGCUGGUGAGGCUGCCGAGGAUGAAGCAGCUUGCGACGACGAUGAUCUCCAAGACGAGUCGAACGAUCAACACAUUAUUGUCCGCACAUCCAUUUGGUUGACGCUACGAACGAUCUGCGACUUGCUGGGCGCCCUUGUUGAAGCCAUCGGGCUUCCCAACGAGACAGCACAGUCACUGAGCGGUGUCUUGUCCCUCUCCGUUGCUCAGGUUCGCUGGAUUGGGCGAAUCUACCUGCAAAUCCUCACGUCGGUGCGGCACCGCGGCAUUGUCGAGCGUGGUAGCGAAGCCUUUGCGAAUUUGUGCCAACAGCUUCUCGCGACCGGCCGGGUUUCCCUUGUCACACUACCGUGCGAGUGGCUCGUAAGCAUCCUGCACACGCUGGAAGGAGUCCAGGUCUCGGUGACUCGCCGUUCUGCGGGGUACCCGUUUGUCAUUGCAUCCAUUCUCGCUGCACUCGUAAAGCACCACUAUGUUUUGCCCGUUGUGUCGCCCGCCUUGGUGUUGGGCUCGUCGGCGUCGGCGUCCGCAAGCGCAGAAGGCUCUGCUGACGAUCUGCUCAGCCGGGUCGUGACAUCCCUGUUUGCCCUGGCGUCCAAACCCGUGAGCCUCGAUGCUGACCAAACCGUCGAUCUGGUUCAAGUCCAUGCGCUGAAUGUGCUACGCGCUCUGUUCGCCGAUAGCAGUCUCAGCGCCUCGCACAUGCAGCGGUUUUGUGCGCACGGAAUGGUGGUGGCGUUGGAGGGGCUGUGCUCUCCCAGUUGGGCAGUCCGGAAUAGCAGCACGAUGCUCGCAUCAGCGCUCACCUUUACGCUCGUCACCUUGACUCGGCUCAACCAAGACGAGUCGCGUGCCCAGCGCAUCUCGCCCGCCGUGUUGUUUGCUCGCUAUCCCGCGUUGCUCCCGCAGCUCCGCGACCUUCUGCUCAAGCACCAGCAGCCCGACCAGCCGCUUCGAGAGCAGUCCAGCAUGCAGAGCGCGUUGGUCUUGCUUGGCAAGCUCGGCUCCGACGUGGAUCCUUCGGACAUUCCCGGGGCGCUGGCCAACGACAUUCUCGACUUGCGCGAUGUCAUUGCCUUUGCUCGGAAAUCCCCCAUCCAAGCUGUGAGGAUUGCAGCGGCUCAAGCUACAGUUGCGCUGACGCCCGUCAGCGAUCGUCCUCAGCUUUGCAUCAACGUCCUCGAAAUGUUGCAGGUGCUGGCAAGUGUUCGCACCAGCUCGAACGAGUUGCAUGGGCUGCUCUUGCUCUUGGACGCGGCGCUCACGACAACGUUGCCCGAUUUCGUCACGCGCGCGUUCUUUGCCCCAGCGCACGCCACGAUGUCGCCGUUCGAGCUGAUGCAGCAGCUGACAGCCCAGCAGUCCACACUCGUCUCGCUCGCCACCACGGGCAGUCGGGAGUGUGCCACGUUGAGAUUUGGGGCUGUGGCGGCGCUGCGGAAUAUUGCCGUUGCCUGUCGCGCACUGUCAACGGCCGCGCGGAUGGCUGCAGUCGGACUGUCCAUUCCAACGUUGCCUCUGCAGGCGCUCUCCGAUAGCAUGUGGGGCGCUUCCGCUCACGCGCUUUGCGCCAGUCCCACGGCCAGCGUUCGCGCAGUACUGCCGCAUCAUCCGCUGCAGCAGCGCAUUUACGCCACCGUACUGGUGGAUGUGUUGGUGGACGAGUUGUCGCGGUCUGCCUCCUCCAAUGGCACUGGAAGCGGUCAAGUCGAGUCCGCGCUGUGGUGCCUGCAAACGCACACACUGCAACUGCUGCCGGCCUCGAGUCUCCCCACCCCAACAACGACCCGAACGCCCAAGACGACCUCUUCCGAGUUGGUCCUUCAAAUCGUCGCGUUUCUGUUCACCUACUCUGGCGAAGAUGGCUUGAUGGCGGCUCUGGAUGACCUUUCGGAUGCGCUCGAAGCUGCACGCACACCUGGCGUGCGAUUUGUGCGAGAUGCAACACAACAGUGGCGUUUGGAUGACGUCUAUAUGCUUGUCUGCAACCUCAUCCAGGUGGCGCAUCGUAAUCCCAACCACGACCUGGCUUGGACUGAAAAGGUGUUCAAGCUGCUCAAUCUUCUACUCACCUACCCGGGCUUCCUCUCCUGGGUGUCGAGUGAGCCGCUUGCUGCUGCAAACUUUCAGGCUCUGCUCGACAGCUUGCUCUCGCACAUCAAGCAAGCUCUCCUGCAAGCCGCUGCCAUUCCGGUCCCGCACGCUGGCUGCGCCCUGACAAGAGUGCUCUUGCCGGUCUUGUCCACGCUGUGCGUGCUGGACGGGACUGGUGGUCCUGUGUGCACCGAUGCCUUCCGUCUCUGGCUUGAGCGAGUCGGGUGGUGCAUGGAUGACGAACAGCCACUGUAUCUGCGGUCGUCUGCGAUUGAGGCGCUGAAUACUGUAUGGAGCUUUGCGUGGGCUCGUGCUGCGGCCGCUGCUGCCAGCUCUGACUUUGUUCAAAUGUGGCUGGUUUGUAUUCGUGGCCUCCUUGACGAUGAUGAAGACGUUCGUGUUGCGACGUGCAACACGCUUGCUCGGACGCUUCGAGCGCUCGAUCUCGAAGCCACCCUGCCGCUUGUCAAGAACAGUGAUUCGAUGCUCAAGGUUGCUUUGUCGCACUACAUGGCCACCUGUGAGGCUCUGCUUCCUCCAGACUCUGUCAACACCUGGUUGAGCGCGCUGUUCGAAUUGACUCUCCCUCCUGCGUCUGUGGCAUCCGAUCUGGAUGAUCUCAGUCUGCAAAUGUCGACCGUUGGUUUCAAUGCAGGGUCUCAGCAACGCGCGCCCGAGCGGGCUGCUGCUGUCUUUUUCCGCGAAAAGUCAAACAUGCAUCGAGAAGACGCGGUGCUCGCUCGCUCCGUUCGAAACGCUGUGCAAGAACGCCUCGAACAGAACGCUGAUCUCUUUGCUGCCAGUGUUUUACCGCUCGAACCGAUCCAAUCUUUCUUUGCUCGAACGCUCGGAUGGUUUGAAGAACACGGGCCGCUGCUCUUUUCCGACUCUGCGCUGGUCUCAUCGCUUCUCCGCCCUUCUGAGGCGUUUGUUCGAGUCACGUCGCGUGUGGUUGAGCUCUGUUCCGUUGUCCAAAUCCUAGCUACCAGUCAGCCUUCGAGUGUGUGGGUGUCCAUCCAUCAGCAAGUUGAAUCUCUCGUUCCGCAGCUGCUUCGGACGCAGAACAACCCUUGAGCAAGUCUAAGCGUGAGCAUAUGCAGCUCGCUCAAGGGCGACAACUGACAUCGACGUACUGCUAUCCCCCAAAUGAUAAGCCUUAUGUUUUAUGUUUUAUGUUUGAUGUUUUUCGUUUCCCAAACACAUUUUCCAAACAA